GGCAUCUCAUCGUUCUUCCAGCUCUCGAGGGGACCUUUCAACAAUAAUAACACUAUUAGACACUUAAUCCAUAUCUAAAUUAUCAAGUCGGAAAUAUGGACCAUCCCAAAGCGAAUGCCGAGAAAGUGUUCAUCUCUUCAGCGCUUGAUCCACUCGCAGUCGGAGAAAUUAACGAGGGGCUACAGCCUCACGAAGAAAUAUCCAAGAUGCUAUCCAUCUUGACCGAUGCUGGGAUACAAUGUUGCUUCGUUCAAGAACAAGCACUGAUCUAUUAUGGAACUACGCGUGUACCACGCGACCUAGUAUUAUGCAUACCGGAUGAGCAAUUUCAACGUGCGGUUGAAUUAUUCAGCUCUAACAGCCAUAUCCUCCAGCCAUGUGGUCCAAGCCCGCUUAGGUCGCCAGAUUUGCUGAACCACAAGUACCCCAGGUUCAAGGCAAUUGGAUGGGCGUCUUUCUGGCUCCUAGUUCCGGGGAAUUACUGCCACCUCACAGUUAAGCCAGAGAAUAUCGAGUGGAGUCUAGGUGGCCUGCCGUACCCCAAGCUCUCAGUGUACGUGCAAAGUGCGAUUGAUUCCAAAAGCCUGUUAGAUCUAGAGGAGUUGAUAGAUGGAAUGGACCUCUCGGAGGAGUGGGGUCACAAAACACUCGACCUGGAAGGCCAUACUGAUACACAGUGGCUGGAAGAUCGCGCCCAGGCUUUCCGGGAUGAUGGGGUGGAUGAAAUGUUCAUCUUCGUUGACCCAACUCCUGUCUCGCGGAGAGAGAUCUGGCUGGAUGCGGUAUCGGAAAUAUGGAUCCAGGGACCCAAGGAGUGUCCGCAGGCCUGGUUUGUAGAUAUCCUCAACACGCAACUUGCCAAAUUUAAUGCUUAUCGAGAACCAAAUUCAGUAGCUAUUUAA
Molecule: messenger RNA, 902 nt
Organism: Aspergillus costaricaensis CBS 115574
Lineage: Eukaryota; Fungi; Ascomycota; Eurotiomycetes; Eurotiales; Aspergillaceae
Exons: 4
Coding region: 96-902 (268 amino acids)
Source: RefSeq, a predicted model, not a curated record